AUGCUCAGCCCCCAUGGUCAGGGGUCUUACAUUGAGCCACCCUCUAUACCAACUGAUGCUGAGAAGGAUGUUGAAGCAUCCAAAGGAGGUUCUAGCCCACAUGCUAACACUGCCACUGGGUCGUUUGACAGUGGAUCUAAUACUGAAGCCUCCACUGAUGAGGAAGUAAACAAAGAAAGUACUCCUGAACAUGUGGCUGAUUCUGAGCCAGAAAAUGAAGCUGGUAAGGAUUCUGAGAAAACCACCAAUGAAGAACAGAACAUAGUGGAUGUUGAUGAGGUUCCCUCUGAAGAAGAUCUGCAACCUCCACCUACUCAGAAAGGAAUUGGAAGAAGACUGAGAAGCAGGACCACUACACCUGUUACCACUACCCCUGUUGCCACCAAGAAAACAAACGACACUACUUUGAAGCCUGUCAAGUAUGGUCCUAAGAAAGAAUGGAGCAAGUCUAUACCUCAUCCUGAGAAGAAAAAGGGUGUGCUGAAAAGGAAGAGUGCACCAUCAAGUGACUCUGAUUUUGAAGCUGAAAAGGAUGACUCAAGCAUCAAGCCUCCUGCUAAGAAGGCUAUGUCUGCUAAGAAGGCCAUGCCUCAAGCUGCUGCUCCUGACACUGAAGACUUCCCUUGUGACAAUGUUUCAUUUCAUCUUCCAUCUUAUGCUAAACGAUGGGGAAUCAUUUGCAAAAGAAGAUUGGCUCUGGAAAGGGAACUAGGCAAAGAUAUUCUGGAAUGUGAAGAGAUUGUGAGUUUGAUCAAUGAUGCUGGAUUGAUCAAAACUGUGUGGGGCUUAGGCUCUUGCUAUGAGAAGCUGGUUAGGGAGUUUGUUGUCAACAUUCCUAUAGGUUGUGACAAUCCCUUGGACAAAGAAUAUCAGAAGGUAUAUGUUCGAGGAAAAUGUGUGACAUUCUCUCCAUGUGUGAUCAACAAGGUGCUGGGUAAUGCUGAUGAUCCUCAUCCUGACAUAGAGGUAUCUGACAAUGUGGUUUGCAAAACUAUCACAGCUGAAAAGGUGAAAACCUGGCCAAAGAAGGAGAAGGUACCUGCAGUCAAGCUAACCCAAAAGUAUGCCAUCUUGAAUCGUAUUGCAUCUGUCAACUGGGUUCCUACUACACAUGCAUCUGACAUUGCCACAAAUCUGGUUAUGCAGCAUGCUAAGACCUCUGUCACCAAGCAACCCAUUGCAUUUCCAACUUUGAUCUGUGACAUCAUCUUGUCCCAACCUCCUAAUAUAAGGCAUGAGGGUGAGUCUACUAAGAAAAGGGCAACUCCUCUAGCCAUUCAUCAGAAGCUGUACAGUAAACAGCAUGCUCCAGAUAUUGUUGGACCAUCAAAUGCUGCUGCUGACACUCCAAUGACAAGGAAGGAGAUGAUUGCAAUGCUGGAAGCAAACUGUAAGGAGUUAGAUGAAAAGAAGUUGCAGUUUGAAAGGAUGAUACAUGCUCUCAGGGUUGAAGAAGCUGCAGCUCAAGCAGCUGAUGCAGGUGAUGAUGAAUUGUACGACCACAGUGGCUGUGAUCAAGAGGAAGUGAGCAGAGGUUCUCAUACCUAG
Trifolium pratense (red clover) is the source of this 1548-nucleotide messenger RNA. RefSeq lists its product as uncharacterized. The transcript has 4 exons. The record is from RefSeq and is a predicted model, not a curated record. The coding region runs from base 1 to 1548 and encodes 515 amino acids. Lineage: Eukaryota; Viridiplantae; Streptophyta; Magnoliopsida; Fabales; Fabaceae.